Linum trigynum is the source of this 4955-nucleotide messenger RNA. The record is from the annotation of a GenBank genome assembly. NCBI's taxonomy places the organism in Eukaryota, Viridiplantae, Streptophyta, Magnoliopsida, Malpighiales, Linaceae.
GAGCUUAUUAUCCAAAUUAGUAUCCGUAAUUCAAACAAAAGAAAGUAAAAAUAAAAAAUAAACAUAGUGCACAUAUGGAUAGAUAUCCCUACUGAUGGCCACUUCCUUGCCUUGAGAGGAAAAUGUCAAAAUUAUGACCACACUCAUGCAUCCAAUCAUGACUCCACUGCUGGUGUCUCUCUAUUUGGCCAAAAUAAUGCAUGAACCUCAAAAAAUGGUAGGCAGAUGGUGGUAGGUCUAGCAUAACUAGAAAAAAAACGCUGCCUCGGAGUUCUUCGUAAUGCUCUUCCACAAAAAUGUGAAGUUUCCUUUAUGUGGUGAUGAGUACCAUUAACCUCCCAGGAUAGCAUCAGAGAGAGCACCUCUCGUGUGGUAUGGGGGAAUCUCUAGCUUAUUUGCGAAGCUAUUAUAACUUUUGGUGCGGUGCCUGCCUACCAACUUAUGGGUGAUGCAUGUCUGACUGGAGCUUAUUGUUGGUGAUACCUAGAGUGUUGCAAGGAACUCUCUAGUCAGAACAUCAAUGGUCUCUCCAUCGAUGUUGAAGAGUUCCAGAAGACCGGCAUGAUCAAGUCUUUGCCUCAGCUCUACACCCCAUCCCUAGUAUUAGCAAAAGCUAUCCCAAUCUAUCUCUCCUUCGAACUCCACAUGAACAUUUCUCCACUUAUCCACUCUUCUCCUCGUUAUGUUUCUAAUGGGAAAUUGAGAAGAGGAAAUAGGGGCACUUGUGCUGGCUUGAGAAUUUUAAGCUCAUCGUUAAUUUCUUGCACCUCUAGUCCCCGGUGCAUCUAUCCACUGCGACUCCUCAAUCUCCUCCUAUCCAAGGAUAGUCGUACACUACUAGUGUUGGAGGGAAUCCGAGCAAAUUGAUAUUGAGAAGUGUAGUUCCUUGAAUCAAACUACUCAUAGAAUGGGCUCCUUCUAUUGAUCCAAGCUGAUCUCGCAUGAACUCCUAAAGGGAUCAUCUACCUCCGGUUCUGUUGUGGUGGACUUAAUCUCAUGGAUCAUGUAUAAGAUGAUGCAACAUCAUCCUUCUUCUCCUUGUGAUAUGCUAAGAAUCCUGGGAAAGGGUUCUUCUUUAUGAAUUAUAGAAAAAUAACCAAAUGAAAUCGAUAUAUAGGGGAUUAACCCCACACUUAAGAGCGUGGCUUCUUCUAUCACCUAAUUUUGCACCGUCCAUAGAGCUAGUUUAUAUGGGGCUUGUUCGUGUUUCGCCAUGUUUCAUACCCGAGCAGGUAAUCUUGGCACCAGAAUCGAAAAGUCAGAUGAAAAAGGGCAAAAAGGGGAGCAAAAUGGUAAAAAAAUCGAAUAUCACGGCCAGGCGAAGAUUAUCCGAAGUUGCAGACCAUGAUGUCAACACUCAGACUGUGAAGAUGGCAUGGAUCCAGGAGGGUUUAUACAGCUCGCGGGCACUACAAAUGUCACGGUCUCCCGACCAUGAAGUAAAUAAGAGGACCGUGAAGUUUGGUAGUGAAAAGACACAUUUUAUGUUGAGAUCACGGUUUACUGCAUGCUUCAUAUGGUGUGAAGUUGGACCGUGAUUUUGACAGUCAGGAGCUAUAACAGGAGAGUGAGCUAAAGAAAGAGAGGGGGAGUCUUGGAGAGAGAUUGAAGCUUCUUCUUCAAGGUUUAGAGAGAGCGUGAGAGAGGGAGCGAGAGCUAUGAGCUAAGAAAGAAGGAAGGAGAAUUUUACCUACCCAAGGCUUGAGGAAAGUUUAUUUCUUCUCCAAAGAUUGAAUCAAACAUCUAAGAAGAAGGAAGAUCAGCUUGUAAUGGAGUUUCUUCUAUAUUAUUUGUAUUUUCUCCUCUAGCUAUGGAGUAGUCUAGGAAGUGUUAGAUUGCAGGAAUUGAACUCUAUGUGUGUUGGGUUUAUCAUUUAUAUAAUGAUUGAGUUAUUAUUCAUGAAAUUUGUGUGCCAUGAAAUUUGUUGAUCAUAUCUCUCAAAUUAGGGACAAAUAGAUAUAGAAGGAGAAAAUCCCUAUAAAGUCCAAUCUUGGAAAUUUGGGUAACCUUCUCUAGGCCAAUUAGGGUCAUCCUUGAUCAUCAAAGUAGUGCCAUGAUUUCUUCUUAAUUGGUUACUUUUUCUUCGUUUUGGAUUAACUUCUGAGGCAGUGGUUUUGCAAUCUUUAAUCAAUCGAUUAAGAGAGUUAGGGUUUCCUUACUAAUUGUAACCUCCUCACAGUAUAUGAUCCUACUUAUCACACUAGAGUUUCAUUCGUUGUAUCUUGACCACAUUAUGCUUGAGUGAUUCUUUCUCAAUCGAAUUCACCAAAGUUUAAUUGCUUGCUUGUUUAAUUAGCUUAGUUUCCUUAGCUUUAACCACAAAUCGAUCACUAGAUAACGUGCGAACAAUUGAAGGGUAGAUAGACCACCCGGGUUGAUAUUGAAAUACUUAUACUAUCCUACACCCUUCUAUAGGUUGCACUUGGCCUAUAGUUGGGAUUGUGUGUAGUGGUAGUGAAUAAAGUUUUUCUGGCGCCGUUUCUGGGGACAACAUUCUAGGUUGUCGGGAAAAGGCUUGGAUGUGUUACUUUAGCCGUUUUUUUUUUUUUUGUUUUUGUGUUUUAUUAGCCCACUCUAUGCCAUGAAGGGUGGUUUUUGUUUGAUUGAUUUCCUUUUUGUGUUUUUGUGUUUGUAGGUUGAAUAAUGGAUCCCAAUGGCUUCUACAACAUGUGGGGGUAUCCACACCACUCGAAUGGGGGUAACCCAAAGGUUUAUGGAACAAUCAAGAGGGGUGGAAGCCAUGGAACCGGUUUAUAUGAUCAACCUACAUUCCAAGAAGAAGAACCAUACAAUUGGGGACAACAUUCUAGGUUGUCAGGAAAAGGCUUGGAUUUGCUAGUUUAACCGUUUUUAUUUCUGUGUUUUGUAUACCCACUCUUUGCCUUAAGGGUGGUUUGUGUUUGAUUGAUUUCCUCUUUUUUUUUUUUGUUUGUAGGUUGAAUCAUGGAUCCCAAUGGCUUCUACAACAUGUGGGGGUAUCCACAAUCACUCGAAUGGGGGUAACCCGGAUGUUCAUGGAACAAUCAAGAGGGGUGGAAGCCAAGGAACCGGUUUCUAUGAUACACCUCCCUUCCAAGAAGAACAACCAUAGUGUUGGGGAUUGGAAGAAGCUUCCCCAUACCAAGAAAACUUCCCUCCACAAACCGAGGAGAAAUUCAAGUUGGAAUUGGCAAUGUAGGCCUUCGUGGGGCGUUCCUCAAGACCAUGUGUAUAAUCUUCUUUGGAAUGUCAAUAUUCAUUCCAAGGGGCGAAAUGCAAGCUUCAAUGGUGAAAACCCAACUCAAAUUGGCUCCUAGGUCUUGCUCUUCAUCACUUUCUCUCUCCGGAACUCUGUAUUUGCGUCCAAAGUCGGAUCUCCUUCAGAACAUGAGCUCCUCUAUUAUAAAAACCUGCACAGGGGUAAAAACACGACCUCUAGCCUCGAAAUUCCGGUCGUGUUCUAAUUAGAAUAAGUCAUAUUUCAAAACAACAAUUUUGUAAAGUGUAGAGGGAAAACAUGGCCUAUAGGCCAUGUUCUUCACAAUAGAGGGCGGGUUUGAGGGAAAGUUUUUCAUCAGCUCUGCUGCUCGAUUUUUGUGAUCGGCCUUUUUUCACCUUCAAAUUUCCCAAAACUUGUCCCUAACUCAUAUUUACGUACUAGGACCUGAAAUAUGGCAAAAGAACACAACCUAGCAUAAAAUUGGCCUUAGAUGCAAGAAACCAAAGUCAAAUGAUAAAGAAUUGAGGGAAUAAACAUGUGUAAUUACGACGUUAUCACUUAUCCUAAGAGAUUGUUCGAAAGUGAUCUACAACAUGAAUGUUCUCAAAGGAAGGAUACUCCUAAGAAACUUAAGGUAACUGUUCCUUUCUUGAAAUAAAUCUUAUCGGGAAAUAAAAUAAUGGAGGAAGUUGUUAUGGUUUCUAUGAGUGAGGUCAUUUCUACAACUAUUGGUUGUGAAGGUAUGCCACCAAAGAUGAGAGAUUAGGGAGUGUUCACUAUCCCAUGUACCUUUGGUGUCAAGACCUUUUGAAACCCUUUAGACGACUUGGGUUCGACUAUUAACAUUAUGCCUAUGAGGAUUUGCAAAGAGCUUGACCUCGGGCCAGUCACUUGAUAUUUUAAAUGUACUCAUUCUUUAUUAGAAAGAAGUGAAUAAGUUUAAAAUAAACCAGAGGACAAUGGUUCCUUUUCAGCAACAACCAGCUUUGUACCUUCUUGAGGGAGGCUUUUUAUAAUUUGUGGUGGUUGUUGACAGAUAAUAAAAAUAUUCCAUGCACUUCACGGCACACCAAAAAAAGAGCUUUGCCACCUUUAUCUAAAGGAGCCUUCCUACGCUGAGGAAUGCCUCCUUUUUCUUAUCUGAAGUCUACAACAAAAAAGUGGGCUAGCAAAUCAAGGAUUAUCUGGAUCACAAAUUUAGCAUCAAGGACUUCGGACCAUUGAAAUAUUUCCUGGUUCAUCCGACGUGAUCUGGGAAGGUAUCUCAUAUCAAUGACUAAAAAAGAAGACUUCUUCAACCACCACAUCGACCGGUGUAGCGAACUCUUUAGUUGUUGAUACCACGUUUCUGGGUCUAUUGCUACGCCUUGUGGAUAAAUCAAGAACGUAUUGGUGAGAUGUGCUCAUUUUGUCUACCCCGUGGAUUUUGUUAUCUUAGACACGGAAGGAUGUAUCAACACACCAAUUAGUCUUGGUAGACCUUUCCUAGCUACAACAAGAACUAUUAUCAAUGUUAGUGAGAGCCGAAUCAUCCUAAGAUUUGGUGAGGAGGAUUUUCGAUACAAGAUGACUCCACUUCCCAAUUUCCACAAUAUUACAACUGGUAAGAUGUGGAGAAAGAUUGCGGACCAUUCACGCCUCCUCCAACAUCACCUUCAAGCCCCAAAAUUGAAUGGUUCAACUUGGUGUCUCACGAAGAUCAUAUGGAUCCAAAGAAUGAAGAGACGGAUAACUCUAAGAAACAAUGGAAUAGUUG